This is a messenger RNA of Oncorhynchus mykiss (rainbow trout), 4737 nucleotides long. The record is from RefSeq and is a predicted model, not a curated record. Lineage: Eukaryota; Metazoa; Chordata; Actinopteri; Salmoniformes; Salmonidae.
UGCCCAGUUCAAGGAAUUUCUCAAAGUUGAGCACGCCUUGUUUCAUCGAGUGAAAGCUACCUCCUGGGGUUCCAACUAAGAUCACUUUCUGUGUGAGUCGACAUCUGAGGAGUGGAUACAGAACAAACCACUAAACCUCAGCUUCAUCUACAGAAUCGUUUCACUUCAAAAUGAAUAUAACUCAGAGCACUGCAUCUCAAUAUGAUUUAAAUGAAUUGCACAUCUCCUCUACCUGAUUUUAACAAUGGCAGUAGAUACAGAACACCAGCAGAUAUAGAAAUUUUCUACUUCCUGGGUUGGAUCACUGAGUCGGACAGGUAUGAUGGCCAGCGACCUCCAGAUGAACUCUGAACAAUUGAGGUCGAAGCCUCCCACCAGAUGCAGGAGCCCCUUCAACAGCAUCAAGUUCUUCGUGCUAUGCCAUGGUAUGCUCCAGCUGGCCCAACUGUUGGUGUCUGGGUAUCUGAAGAGCUCCAUCUCCACUAUAGAGAGACGCUACGGCUUCUCCAGCCAGAAGUCUGGCAUCCUGGCCUCAUUCAAUGAGGUGGGGAACACGGUCCUGAUAGUGUUUGUGAGUUUCUUUGGUAGCCGUGUUCACCGGCCACGGUUCAUCGGUGGAGGGGCACUGGUGGCCAGUCUGGCUGCUUUGAUGAUGGCCCUGCCUCAUUUCAUCAGUGGCCCCUAUGAGUACACAGUCCACAUCAGCCAAUCCAAGGAUGACAACUCUGGUCUCUGCCAAUUAGAGAGCUCCUUCCAAACACCCUUGUCCAAUCACAGCUGCACACAGCAGGAGAGUCAUGCUCAGCAGGGCGUAUUCCCGCUCCUGCUCCUGGGACAGCUACUCCUGGGAAUCGGCGGCGUUCCCAUCCAACCCUUCGGGAUCUCCUACAUUGAUGACUAUGCCAGCAAGAGAAACUCUCCCUUCUACCUCGGUAUUCUCCUGGCUGUCACGUCUAUCGGUCCUGCAUUUGGUUUCAUGAUGGGUUCCUUCAUGCUGAAAUUUUAUGUCGACAUCGACAAGAUGUCCAAAGAUGAGAUAGGUCUGGAGAGAGGGGACCCUCGCUGGGUGGGAGCCUGGUGGUUGGGCUUUGUCGUGGCAGCCUCCUUCCUCUUUCUCACCUCACUGCCCUACCUCUUCUUCCCCCAACAGAUGCCAAAAGAGGAAGCUACAGGCAAUGCCAAAGAACCCAGAGCCGAGGAGGAAAAGAAACCGCUGCCAGACCUCGUCCAGGAGCUCACCCUCAAACAGUUCCUCAAAAGUUUCCCCCGUAUCGCCCUGCGGACCCUGCGAAACCCCGUCUACCUGUUGGUGGUGCUGGCACAGGUCCACCUGGCAGCUAUGAUAGCCGGCCUUGCCACCUUCAUGGCCAAGUUCAUAGAGCGCCAGUUCACCCAGACCGCCUCCUUCUCCAACAUGAUGAUCGGUGGGGUGAACAUCCCUCUGGCGGUGCUGGGCAUUGUGCUGGGCGGGGCUCUGAUGAGGAGGCUGAAAAUCUCUACUAGAGGCUCCGCCCUCAUGUGCACAUCAGCCAUCUUGAUGUGUGUACUCACUGCACUGCCUCUCCUCCUCCUCGGCUGCUCCACACAGAGGGUCACUGGCGUCUACCCCACCAAACAGAACAGGUCUUUGGAGUGUAGCUCUGGGUGCUCCUGUCCAACUGAGGCCUUUAACCCCGUGUGUGGCUCAGAUGGGGUGGAGUUCAGAUCGCCCUGUCAUGCAGGCUGCUUGACCAAAGUACUGGAUGACAACACCAGCAAAAUCCUGAAAUACACCGACUGUGGCUGCAUAGGGGUCAGCGGAUCCUAUGGUUAUGCAUUGCCAGGGACAUGCGGUAGUGACUGUAAACACCUCCUCCUGCCCUUCAUGGUUCUCUCUGCUCUCACCUGCUUCAUUGCAUCAUUCUCACAGACCCCAUCCUACAUGAUGAUACUGAGGACAGUGAGACCAGAGGAUAAGUCUUUUGCUGUGGGGGUUCAGUACAUGCUCUUCAGAGUGCUGGCGUUCCUGCCAGCCCCAGUUCUGUAUGGCACUGCCAUAGACACCACCUGUAUCAUCUGGGGGAAGAAGUGUGGGAGGAACACGUCCUGUCACUACUACAACAUGGACCUCUUCAGACAGAGGUUCCUGGGUCUGCAGGCAUUCUUUGUCACCGGAGCAUUUGUCUGCUUCCUGCUCUCCCUCCUGGUCCUGAGACAUAGGGCAGGAAAACAAGGCCAGCAGGCAGGACAGGGAUACACUAUGAUUGACAGAGAGCAGAGUCCAGACAAGAAAACCAAAGAAUUGCAGAAUAUGGCAGCAUGAGAGAGGCCUGAUAGAGAAGGAGAAAAUAAAAAAGAAAGAACUAAAUUGCGAACUGCGUAGAAAGUCUAUUUUUAUCCCCCAGAGGGUCACGAUGAAGACUACAGAAAUGAGAGCUGCUUCGAAAGUGUUGGGGAAGCUACUCUGAAAAUAUAGGUUACCAAGCUAGCAAUUACUUCACACUGUAAGAAGUUAAGCUACACUAAAGCUACCCUCUAACAAAAAUAUGUAGUUUUAUUAAACUAAAGUGACUUUGAAAAAGGAGUUCACUACAUCCAAACUACUUAGUGAAAAUGUAUAAAAAUAAAAAUGACAUCUGAAAUGUCAUAGACUACCAGUUGCAAUAACACGUCACUUUGGGGCAUCAACAGAAUGUGUAAUUUGCCUAUUAAACACAUAGAGGCGAGUGAGAAUUAAGUCAUGUGUGGCUCAAUUGGCAGAGCAUGGUGCUUGCAAUGUCAGGGUUGGGGGUCUGAUUCCCAUGGUGGACCAGUACAAAAAUGAAUCCAUUUUGAAUAAGCGCGUUUGCUAAAUGAAAAAAAAUAAUUUGGCAGGUCAAUAAUAAGUCAAUAAUUUCGUUUUUUUCUGCAUCACCCAUUUUAUUUUUGCAAAAAAGUAGGGUGUAGUUCCAGUAGUUAACUACACCCCUACAUGGCAAAAAAUAAUUAGCUGUGCAACUCUAGAUUUCUUACAUACUCAUAUUAUUAUUAUGUGAUUUCUUAGGCCGCUCGAGCUUAAACGAUUUAACACGAAACCAACUUCCAAAUGCCCAGACUUGGGUUUGGGUUGCUUGAGACUAAUAUUUUUGAUAACAUUUAUACCUUUUGAACCAUAUCAAUAUUUAAAUGAGCUCCCAAUGCAUUUCAAUGGGGAAAAAAAGGGUCAUAGACUUCAAUUGUAAAAAAAAAAUAUAUUAAAACAUUUGAGAUUCUAGACCAAUCUCUAUUAAGCUAUUAACUCCAAACCAACAAUGAAGUGUUCAGACUGACCCAACUUAGAUUUUCUGUCAAAGGAUUUUCUUAAACUAGGUAUACUUUAACUAUAAAUGUGCAAAAAUGAACAUGAGUUUAAAUGAGAACCAUAGGAAUACAGGGGUAGCUUAUCAAAAUAAACCAGUUCCUUGGCCAGUUAAGCUAAGCUACAAGACCAACUUUAAAACAUUCUGGCUAUACCUACUUCAAUUUCUUUAAAAUCAUUAACUAUAACUACAUGAAUGUGUCCCACAUUUGCAUAGAUUUACUGCUAGUGAGUUACUCUUAGACCAGUCAAACUAGAGACACCAAACCAACUUUCACAUGUUCAGACUAUCAUAACUUCCAAUUCUUAAAACGCGUAUUAACUAGAACUAUUCAAAUUUGCAUAAAAUACCUCACCAACAGUAACUCUUGAACCAUUCAAGCUAGAAACACCAAACCAACUGUCACAUGUUCAGGCUAUCCUAUACCUUUCUAGUUACCUACUAAAAAUACUGCCAUAUUUUAAUUUAGUUCAAGUAACACCAAGCUACUGCAAAAUGUAUUUCAAUUACUGCUUGAACUACAUAGUUCCCUUCUCCCAAAACUGUGCAUAGAGAAAGUACACCAUUACUGCGACCAAACUGACUGUAAUAAUGUGUACAGGAAGUGCUGUAUCUGAGCCAUGGCACGUUUACUAUAGCAUGUCAUUCUCUGGGACCAGUCUGGGUGGUUCCCUAUCCACUGAAACAGGGUCAGAUCUUUUUCUAUACCUCUUAUAGUUAAGGUUAGGACUUGGGGAGGAUAAGCUGCUAUAAGCUAAUCCUAGACCUCUAGAGGGUAAUCUCUACCUAUAGUGAGUAUUACAGGAGACACCUGAUCUAUGAACUGAAGAUCAGCGUUAUCAGACCAAAGAGAGCAUUAGAUAACCAAACUUACCAAACUAAUAGUCUUCAGAUGUUGGUUGUUUUUAUACCAUUUUUAUAUACCAUAUAUUUUUCUACUGAUUUUUUACAAACUUUUUGUCCUUUUGUAAACAACGUAUACUUGAACGUAUACUUAAAAAAAAAAUGCAUUAUAGAUUGAGGAGGCUCCUUACAUAUAUACAACUCCAAUAAUAUAUCAUGCUUAUAAUCUUAUCCUGUAAAGAAAAAAAUGUAAAUAUUUUCACCUCAUCAUAUAAAGUGGAAUUUUUAUUUGAUGGACAAUUCCCCACAAGGCAUCUGUUUCUCCAUUGCUCUUGUCAUGUAUUGAGUUAUGGUAGGCAAGCAUUGUGAGUUCAAAGGCCCUUUCCAAACAGGGAAGAAAUCAUGCAUUUAAUGAACUAAUGUGAACCCAUGUGACAUGGAAGAGGGGCAUUGCUCUCCAAGGGGAGCGAGAGGAGGGAGGUGGAGAUGGGGCGGGGAUGUUGUGAAACCUGAGCCAAGCAUUUAUAACUGCCAUCCUGAGUGAUGAUACACAAGGUUAAUAAACUCUAUCAACAGA